Messenger RNA from Lagenorhynchus albirostris (white-beaked dolphin), 641 nucleotides. It is a transcript of the gene TXNDC17, whose product is annotated as thioredoxin domain containing 17. The transcript has 4 exons. Lineage: Eukaryota; Metazoa; Chordata; Mammalia; Artiodactyla; Delphinidae. Bases 49 to 477 code for a protein of 142 amino acids. Gene Ontology annotation, cellular component: cytosol. Gene Ontology annotation, molecular function: protein-disulfide reductase [NAD(P)H] activity. The record is from RefSeq and is a predicted model, not a curated record.
CCCUGCCCAGCUCCCCGCCCACCCGGAAACAGCUUCGCCCCACCCCGCAUGGAGCUUCUCCCAGCGGCCCAAGACACCUCUAGCUGUCCGAGGCACGCUCUCCCGAUGGCCCGCUACGAAGAGGUGAGCGUGUACGGCUACGAGGAGUUCAUGCAGGCGGUGGAGCAGCACAGUGGCAAGACCAUUUUCGCCUAUUUUUCUGGUUCUAAGGACGCCGAAGGCAAAAGCUGGUGCCCCGACUGCGUGCAGGCUGAACCGGUCGUACGAGAGGGGCUGAAGCAUGUUGGUGAAGGAUGUGUGUUCAUCUACUGCCAAGUAGGAGAAAAACCUUAUUGGAAAGAGCCAAAUAAUGACUUCAGGAAAAAGUUGAAAUUAACUGGAGUGCCUACACUACUUAAAUAUGGAACACCUCAAAAACUGGUAGAAUCUGAGUGUCUUCAGGCCAACCUCGUGGGGAUGUUGUUCUCUGAAGAUUAAGAUUUGACGAUGGCAAUUGUGUCUUUAUUUCCUGAUUUGCUCUAGUAUAAAAGAAUCUGCAUACUUGCUUUGAAUUCAUGUUAGCAAUAAAUAAAUGAUGAUGUAAAAAAAUUGGUACAUGUCUAAACAAUAGAGAGUGCUAUUAAAAUGCUCAUGAACCCUCA